GCCCUGAAAACAAAACCGGAGAGACAAGCACCAAAUCAAAUUCACCAAAAACCGAAUUCCGGCUAACUAAAAAACGUUUUUUGAAAGCGAAACAGAACAACAAAAAAAUUAUAACAACUGUGAAAAACUUUUCAACGUUUCGAAAAAAGUCUUAAAAAAACAUACAAUAAAUUUAAGAAAUACAUUUUUUUGCGCCUUUUUGUUUCUGUGCCCUGUGACCAUUAACACUCAAGCAAAAAUCAGCAAAGAAAAUCGAAAAUAGAAAUCUGCCGAAUGUCAGGAAUUUGUCAGCUCUGAAUUCGUGUGGGAAAAACUGACAGCAGUCAAAAUAAUAAAAGAAUGCGCGCUAAUUGAGGAGCAGCACAACUAACCAUUUUGAUAGCGAAAAAUGCCAGAUUUGCGAGCCGCGCCUGGGAAUUAAGGUAGCGAGGUAGCGCCAGGGGCAUCCCGUCGAGAAACCCACGUCCACGAGAUGGACAACUACACGGACGUACUGUACCAGUACCGCUUGGCCCCGUCCGCCAGUCCGGAAUUGGAAAUGGAAAUGGAGCUGGGAGAUCCUCGCCAGCUGGGACGCGGUCUCCAUCUGCCCGCCAACGAGUCGCAGCUGGAGAUGCCCGACUAUGGCAACGAGAGCCUGGACUAUCCCAACUACCAGCAGAUGGUCGGCGGUCCGUGCCGCAUGGAGGACAACAACAUCAGCUACUUGAACCUCACCUGCGACUCACCGUUGGAGUACUCCAUUCCGCUAUACGGCUACUGCAUGCCCUUCCUGCUGAUCACCACCAUCAUCUCGAACUCCCUCAUCGUGCUCGUGCUGAGCAAGAAGAGCAUGGCCACGCCCACCAACUUUGUGCUUAUGGGAAUGGCUAUAUGCGAUAUGCUGACGGUUAUAUUUCCGGCACCGGGUCUCUGGUAUAUGUACACAUUCGGCAAUCAUUAUAAGCCACUGCAUCCGGUCUCCAUGUGUCUGGCCUACAACAUUUUCAAUGAGAUAAUGCCAGCCAUGUGCCACACCAUCUCCGUUUGGCUGACUCUGGCCCUCGCCGUCCAAAGAUACAUCUACGUGUGCCACGCCCCCAUGGCCCGGACAUGGUGCACGAUGCCGCGGGUGAGGCGGUGCACGGCGUACAUCGCCCUGCUGGCGAUCCUGCACCAGUUGCCGAGGUUCUUCGACAGGACGUACAUGCCGCUGGUGAUCGAGUGGAAUGGGAGCCCAACGGAGGUGUGCCACCUGGAGACGUCGGAGUGGGUGCACGAGUACAUUGGCGUGGACCUGUACUACACGAGCUACUAUCUGUUCCGGGUGCUGUUCGUCCACCUGCUGCCCUGCAUCAUCCUGGUGACACUGAACAUACUGCUGUUCGCGGCAAUGCGGCAGGCGCAGGAGCGCCGGAAGCUGCUGUUCCGCGAGAACCGGAAGAAGGAGUGCAAGAAACUGCGGGAGACCAACUGCACCACACUGAUGCUCAUCGUGGUGGUGUCCGUGUUCCUUCUGGCCGAGAUACCCAUUGCCGUGGUCACCGCCAUGCACAUUGUGAGCAGCCUGAUUAUCGAGUUCCUGGACUACGGCCUGGCCAACAUCUGCAUCAUGCUGACGAACUUCUUCCUGGUGUUCAGCUACCCGAUCAACUUUGGCAUCUACUGCGGCAUGUCGCGCCAGUUUCGUGAGACCUUCAAGGAGAUAUUCCUGGGCCGGCUGAUGGCCAAGAAGGACAGCUCCACCAAAUACUCCAUCGUCAAUGGCGCCCGCACAUGCACCAACACCAACGAGACGGUCCUCUAGUAAUUGGUGAUGUUGGUGCCGCGGCGGGGCAGCAGCGACCACCGUCGCAGCUCCACCAGCACCACCACCACCACCACCACAAAGACCAUUGGUGGCGGGUCAAUGAUCAUCGGUGGUGAGGCCUCAGCGCAGCACCAGCAUCUGGUAACGCACCACCUGCAGACCCACUCACAGACGCACAGUCAGCAGCGGCGGGUCAGCACCAUGGACAUCAUCACCGAGGAGCGGAUUGUGUAAACUGGGUGCAAUUCUCGGGAUGGAUAGAUGGAUGGUUGGGAUGGUUGGGAUGGUUGGGAUGGAUGGAUGUAUGGAAGGAUGAAUGGAUGGAUGGGUUCGGAAUCGAUUGGGUACGGCUAUCGGUAAUCAGAGAUCCCAAUAUACUGUUGAAAAUACGGAGCGCAAUUUAAAAAUACAAUUCUACAUUCGUUAAUGGUCUCAGCAUGAAAUUUUUGUCAGAAUUUGCAAUUGCAACUAACCUAAACCAGCAAAAACCAAAAAAAAAGCAAACAACUCCACUUAAAUUCACCCAUGGUUUUCCAAACAGAGCUAAAACAUAAAAAACAAAAAAAGUAAGGUUUCAGGAGAAAACUACAUAGGCACACGGGUGCAACUAAUAUCAAUAUCAGAAUAACUAAAAUUAAUAGACGAUUGGGAAAGCGGCAGUCUGAAUUUUGAUGGAUUUUGUAAUUGAGAGAUUUUCACUUUGAAAUUUACUACAACUAUUUGCAGUUGAAAAAGGUUAAGAAAUAGAUAUGUUAGCGUAUAACCCAUACCGAAUACGAGUAACACCCAUACCGAACACUAAGUCUCUGUUCCCCAGAACAAGACACAAGUUUCUCCAUUCGAAUAUGUGUGUAUUUCUCUGUGCGUUGAUGUCAUAUUCAGAUUAAAUGUUAGCUCCUAAGACCAUACCAUAUGUAUAUGCUAUGUGCUAUUUUUACGGCUAAGGGUGUACUAUGUCUAAGUCGAGGAGGGGUGCGGGGAAGUGAUAGUGGUGGGGGAAUGUGAGGGUAACAACAAUAACAUAAUACUACAGUAGGGUUAGGAGAAAUACUUACAGGAAACUCAAGAGUCGUAACUAUCGGAUUGAAAAGCGAAACUGAAUUAAUCGAGAUAAUCGAUAGUAUUGACGAUUAAUGUAAGAUUCUAGGGUAUUUACGAAAUUUUGAAACCACAGACCUGUGUGUAAACAUGUUUAUUUAAAAGCAAAUGUUUUGUGCGCCAAUUUGUAAAAUAUUUUUGUAUUCUAUCUAGGGUUCCUUAGCGUAGUUAGCUGUAGGAUGGAAAACUCGUUUAAAUUCGUAAACCUUUUGAGCCCCAGAGUUUACCGAUUUAAAUGCAAGUUAAGAACACACAAAACAACAUAAGACAUAACAAAUCAGUCGUAACGAAUUUCAACUCAAUGUUUCUAGGCUACGCGUACGUUCGUUUUUUUUUCUAGUGUAAGCAACAAUAUAAACAAUUGUAGUGCAUUGUUGAUAUGUGUACACGCGACACGCGACACGCGACUAACAGGUACAAUUGCAGUUCCCGGUUUAAAUGUUUUCAGUGUACACAACAAGCUAGGUGACUAAGCAUACAACUAUGGCUAAAGCUAAAACUACAACUUAAAUUGCAACUACGCAACUAUGAACUAUAACCAUAACCAUAGCUGAAAGUUGUCUGAAUGGAAUGUGUUAACUAUUUAUAUGUAUUGGAGACAACAGAUUCGGUUUCCGUUUCCGCUUUCGUUUCAUCUGAUUUUGAUUACGAUUACGAUUAUGACCUGAUUUUGUACAUAUAUAUUUCGUCGGGUGGAUCCAAUAAUUAAUAAAUAAACUAAUUAAAUGUCA
Molecule: messenger RNA, 3618 nt
Organism: Drosophila yakuba
Lineage: Eukaryota; Metazoa; Arthropoda; Insecta; Diptera; Drosophilidae
Gene: SPR
Product: sex peptide receptor
Exons: 6
Coding region: 473-1786 (437 amino acids)
Biological process (GO): G protein-coupled receptor signaling pathway
Cellular component (GO): membrane
Molecular function (GO): G protein-coupled peptide receptor activity
Source: RefSeq, a predicted model, not a curated record